GAAGUUAACUUUACAGUAAUUUAGUUGAAAUCUCAAUUAUAAUAAAUUCUGCAACAUUACCAAAAUCAAACAGUUGAGUGUGAGAAUGCUAUUUCCUACACUUUUAUGUAAGUUUACUGAGCCUGCCACAGCUAUAAGAACUCCUAAAAGAUUGUACAAGUAUCUCAUGAGAGCAUGUGAAAAACUUCCUACAGACCCAUGUGAUCAUUACAAACAUGCAGUUCGACAAGGCUUCAGACAACACUCGGAAGAAGAUGAUCCUGAGAGAAUAAAUCGUAUAAUUCAGCGAACUAUAACAGAUGCUGACUGGGUGUUAUCUAAGUACAAAAAGAUAGAGUAAAAUCUUCACCAUCUUAUCAUGGAGAAGCAUAAUAUGGACCACGAUUCUGAGGACGGGGCCACCCCUACACUUAGCAAGAAAGCCAAAAUUGUGGAAGCACCUGCUGUUAUGUCUAAUGAAAUACCCUUAAACAACUUGAUUGAUGUGUCGUCUGGCUGCUGUUGUCUGGAGAGCAAUGACGCAUAUACAUCACCUGGAUUACCAGGAUCAUUUUCAGACCGGCAAGCGUUCUGGGAAGCACUCAAAGUCCACGUUGAACGACCUCAUAUACUCAACAGACGCUUGUGCGGCGCAGUCGACAUUUGGUGGGGCAUUCUUUGUAAUAAUUUUCCCACACAAGUGAUUUCGGAUGCAACUGGCAAAUCAGAAAAAAAUAAUAAACUUGAUUUACAAGUUGAAGUGAAUAAAAUACCUGGAUACCAAAAUACCAAAAGCUCAACAAUAAUUGAUUAUGAAUUUUCCCCCAAUUCUCGGAACUUACAUCUGUCGGAUUUAGCUUCUAUUUGGCAAGUUCUCAAUUCAGCAAGCCAAGUUGAAGACCUUAAUGAGAGUCCUGGCGAACCCUUUGCAGCUAAUUCUUCACUGUGUAGCACGAAAUCAAAGAUGAUGCAGCUGCAGACAAAAGUGACUAGAAAGCUUACAGAAAUUGGGUUCAAAGAAUUCACCUCAAAAGAAGCGUUAGCGGAAGCCUGGUUGUCACUGGAGAAAUGCAGUUGUUGCGUGGUGGUGAGAAAGGUUCUUCCUAAACUACAAGAACGCUACGCCACUGUUCUUGAAGUCAUCGUUUUGGAUGGCGCGAACGACUGCUGUAUUUUUCUGAACAGCACCGCGCUCCCGCCGCUACUGCCAGCAAGACCAUACAUGAUAAGCCUCAUCACUUCUGCUGGAGCUGCUGUUGAGGGCGAGACGAUCGCUGUCUGUGGCCUCUUUAAGAGCACCUAUCUUGCCGGUGUUCCUCAACUGACGGCAGAAGGCGGGCCUACAGGCGACGGCAGAGCCUGGCUACAAGGCACAGUCUUGCCUCGUCUGCACAAGUGGGCUAAGCCCCGAGUAUCUCAGGAAACUGCCAUCAGGUCUCUGCAGCUCAUCAAUCUCCAGUCCUAUGGUCUUCUCUACCACAACCUCAAGACCAAGUAUGCCAAUCAUCUCAUUCAGUCGUGGUCUGAGCGAACUGACCCCAAGAAGUUUGUACACGAAGACAUCGGCAUCGCGACGUACCUGCUGCUGCUGUGGUCACAGCAUAGCCGCCCUCAGCGCUUCAUAGACCUGGGCUGUGGCAACGGCCUGCUCGUGUACAUCCUGACAAAGGAGGGCCACUGUGGCACGGGCUACGACAUCAAGAGUCGCAAUAUUUGGCUCGAGCGUUUCUCUGAUAUUGAUUUGCAGGAGCUGGAAGUGACACCAAACACGACAAGUUUUAGCGCAGACGUGGACUGGCUCAUCGGUAACCACUCAGACGAGCUCACGCCUUGGCUGCCUGUCAUGGCUGCCCGCACCUCACACUUCUGCUCCUUCUUCCUCCUGCCUUGCUGCCCUCAUGACUUUACCACCAAAUUCCUGAGACGCAACACCAAGAAGAGUCAAUACGGCGACUACUUGGACUACGUCGAAGUCAUAGGCCGCGUGUGUGGCUUCAAUGUAGAGCGAGAUCGUCUCAAGAUUCCUUCGACGAAACGCGAGUGCUUCGUGGGGCGCUCGAAAUUGCACACGGAGCAAGAGAGGCCUUCGGUGUUGACGUCUAUUCAAGAGUUCAUCGACUCCAGAGUUGCUGCCAACGUGUCCAAUUUGGGUCGUGGUACUGACUUGAAAAGAUCCGGCGAUUUUGUAGCUCGUCCCAAAGAACAGCGCGUGCGUAACUGCACACAACUCGCCAGGGGCGUCAAAGAAGACCUCGUGCAGUGCGUGGUCAGACUUUUGUUGGGCGACGGUGACAAGAAGGAGGAAUGGUGGGCGGGAGGCAGCAUCGAGCUUCGUGACGCUGCUGCUUCUCUGACUGCAGAACAGCUGCGGCAAAUGAAGCAGGAGUGUGGCGGCCUCAAGACGCUCCUCAAGAACCACAGGCACAUCUUCUUACUACAAGGAAGCCAAGUCCAACUCAGGGCACCAGGGAGAGUUGCGGAGUUCGAGAAACGCCAGCGUCCUUGUUGGUUCUCAGCAAACCAUCCCCAAGGCUGCCCCAACUCUGCUGAUGAAUGCAUGUAUUGCCAUUGACUUGCUUAAAUUUGAGCGUGUGCUCAGUAAUAAGGUCAUAUCACACACAAUGAUCAGCCUACUGUUUCAAUGUUGCCGCAACUAAUAUGAUACUCUGAGACACUCCAAAGAUACCUUUUUUUGGCAGAAAUACUUUGAACUACAUUUGUUGCAAAUGAAGGAAAUGGAUUACUACUGCUCCAGUAACACAUGAAUUUUAUGUAACCUAGCAAGUAAUAGGUACCUAGAAUAUGGCUUUUGUUGCUCGUUAUUGAAUUCUGUGCACAAUUUGAGUUUUUUUCACGGAUAUUCUGAUAAGCUCCGCAGAACAAGGAACGGAUAAUGAAAAACAUUUUUUGUACGGUUUAUUGGCAGCGAAGGUUGGCUUACUAAUCCAUUGAAUGCAAAAUGAAGGUUAAACAUCCUAAGAUAUUUAGAUAAUAUAACUUGAGUUAGCGGACGCAACAAAAUGUUACACUUCGCAAGUAACAGAAUAUGUAAGAGAGACCCCGUAAUUAUCGUAAGCCCACUAUGCCAUGUCGCUUGAGAGCCGAGUGCAAUCGAUACGAAUAACGACGGGUUUAUAGAUGUCGAGAAUUGUACACUACAGUGAUUUAUGUCCUGUGUAUAUUGUUAUUGGAAGUCUAUACCGUGAUGUACUUAAUAUAUGUGAUAUGAAAAACAGUUUCAUUACUGUAAGGGUGUAAGCAAUGCAGAAAUUCUAUUACGAAUGUGUCAGCAAAAUCCAUGAGAACUUGAUGGGGUUGCGUAUCUCCGAGAGUUAUGAUGCCGAAAAUAAUUGAGGUGUUCAAAC
Molecule: messenger RNA, 3344 nt
Organism: Hyalella azteca
Lineage: Eukaryota; Metazoa; Arthropoda; Malacostraca; Amphipoda; Hyalellidae
Product: probable tRNA (uracil-O(2)-)-methyltransferase
Exons: 12
Coding region: 359-2551 (730 amino acids)
Biological process (GO): tRNA methylation
Molecular function (GO): tRNA (uridine) methyltransferase activity
Source: RefSeq, a predicted model, not a curated record